UCCGUGAACGGUGACAUCACGCAUAAGACCUAAAGCAGUGAUAAGAUAAUCCGGUAUCCGGCUGUCAGGUGACGUCGGGGUCCGAGAAGCAGCCGCAAACUAGGCACUCCGUACAGACACUGAAUAAUGCAAUGCAGGCUGGGGGGACCUGAAGAGUGGAGUGCCUCCCCUAGCUGCAGCGUCGUUGUGGUGCUUGGUUGCUGCGUGCACCACCAUGGAUUACUGGGGGCAGGCGGCAGUGUUAUCCUUCACUCUCCCCUUGGCUAUUGGGGUACUUCCUGGUUGCCCGCCAGGCCAGACCCGAACCCCGACCCGCCCUCUCUGUACACCGAUUGGAACAGGGCGACCAUUGCGUCGUGCAUGGCGAACGUACGUCUGGUCUGUAUGGUGUUUCGAGCUGAGGCCACGAUCUAACAGUGAGAGCGUGCUUCGCCGACUCCGGCCAUGCUGGUGGAAACCCCGUGCUUUGAUCACACCCGUUCAAACUGAUUUUACGCAUGCAAUAUCCACCGUGAAGGAAGAAAAACGACUCUGUUUCUCCUUGGUCGUUAGCAGAACGAAGUAGACGCGCGCAACCGGUCAUUGAAACCCAUCCGCAAGCUCUCUCUUGGCGGCUAUUGGAGGGAAGCGCAGCAGCACACCUUUUCGCCCAAAACGUGGGCAACCACAAUUCGGCCAAACGUUCCUAACUACAUCAUUCCCCCCCCAUCCAACCCGAACGUUGAAGCCAUUUUCGCACCAUCCCUCCGUCGUCCUCCUACGUCCUACCAAGACGUCCGAUCAUCCGCCAAAGUCGAAUCCAUCUGGUUAUUUCGCAAAGGGAAACAAACACCGCCCUCCAAACCGCCCUCCCUCCACGACCGAACGCUAAGACAGACCGAGAGGAGGGAACGAGAGACAAGGGACGACCGACGAUAUUCCAUGAUCCCGACCGCCGCUACUUCAACCUCGACGACCGCAGCCAGAUGACCGACAGCUAGCUGGAUUCUGCGCGCGCAAUGGGGUCCCUUGGCGGCAUCUCCCCCGGGGGUACAAUCGCUAUCGGAAUCAUCGUCGGACUCUUAUCCACGAGCGUCCAGAGUCUGGGUCUCACCCUCCAGCGGAAGUCCCACAUCCUCGAAGACGAAAAGGGUCCGCACGAGAUACGCCGGCCUCCGUACCGAAGGGGCAGAUGGCAGCUGGGGAUGGGCAUGUUCAUCGCCGCCAACCUGCUCGGUAGCUCCGUGCAGAUCUCGACCCUCCCUCUCCCUGUGCUCUCGACCCUGCAGGCCUCGGGCCUUGUCUUCAAUUCGAUAUGCGCCACCCUCAUCCUCAACGAACCCUUCACGAGGUGGUCGCUCUGGGGCACCUUGCUGGUUUGCGCCGGCGCCGUGCUGAUCGCCAUCUUCGGCGCCAUUCCCGCGCCUGCUCAUAAUCUGCAGGAGCUGCUGGAGCUGCUGGGCCGCAAGCCGUUCAUCGUGUGGAUGGUCAUGCAGGCUUUCCUGGUCCUGUCCAUCGCCAUCAGCGUCGACUGCCUCGACCACUUUACGAGCAUGUCGCUUAAUUCCAAGUUCCGCUUCGCCCGUGGUCUUGCCUACGGGUGCAUAAGCGGCAUCUUGUCGGCGCAUUCACUGCUGGUUGCCAAAUCGGCCGUCGAGCUGAUCAUUAAGACGAUCGCGGACGGCAAUAAUCAGUUUGUCCACUGGCAGGCGUGGGUUCUCGUGCUGGCGCUCGUCAUUCUGGCUCUGAGUCAGCUCUACUAUCUACAUCGUGGUCUGAAGCUCGUUUCGACCUCGGUGCUGUACCCCCUGGUGUUCUGUGUCUACAACAUCAUUGCGAUCCUGGACGGCUUGAUAUACUUCAAGCAAACGGACAUGAUCAACCCCCUCCGCGCGUGCCUUAUUGCGCUGGGGACCGCGAUCCUACUGGCUGGCGUGUUGGCUUUAUCCUGGCGCCUUAGCGACGAGCAGCAUACACCGGGCGUCGGCCAAUCUUCCCUGGCACCCGGCCUCGGCCUAGUGGAGGACACAGAAGACGAGGAGGAGUCUCUUUUGGGCGGCGGCGACGACCUCUACAGCCUCCACGAAGAGGACGACCCGUUGCCUGCAACGACCUACUCGACAUUCCACGUGGCGAGCGGCGAGACAACACCGUUGACCCCCACACCCAAACGCAAGAAGACCGGCAGGAGAUGGCAGGAACGCGCCGAGAUCUGGGGCGAGCUCGAGGACCGCGACACGCCUAGCCCGCCCGUGUCACGCAGGCGCUCCAGCACGAUGCCUGACGUCGGCGAAUCAACAUCCUUCCUCCCGCACCGCCGCGGUGUGAGCAACGGUAGCGGUAACCACCUUCCCCCGCCCACCUCGGCCUCAGAAGAUGGGCCCAGUAACGAAUCGAGCUCAUUACGCCGGCCCUUGGGGCGCAGGCGACGUAAAUCCACGGGGUUUCCAGGUUUCACGGCCCGCCGGCGGCGGAAGAGUCAGAGCAACACGCCCACGCUGCAGGAUGCGCUGGGCGGCAUCUGGAAGCUCAAGUGGUGGCGGUCCGACAAGGGCUCCGGCGGUGCGGCGGUGGACGACGGUGCGAGCAAUCCGCCGGGGAGCAGCGGGAGCGGCAGCAUAUGGCCCGUGUUUCGAGACGACCCCCCACCGCCGCCGGAGCAAGGGGAAGGGGACGCUGGAGUUGACGCCGAAAGGGGGAGGGGGAACGGCAGCGGCGACAGGUCCCAGGAUAGAGGGCGGGGCGGCCGUCCGGAUGACGAUUCGCUUGUAUGAGUAUCGGAACACCUGUCAUGUCUUUAUUCCCUUAUAAAACAUUUUCUUUACAUCAUUGAAAGGCCAUCUUCUAAGUGUGCGGGGAAAAGCGGGCUAUCCACACGUGUCAUAAUAUAUCAAACACAUUCUGGGCCGACCUACCAGCGUUUCAUGUACAUAUCACGAGAGUGUUUGUAGUACUAGCUAUUAGGAUCAC
Messenger RNA from Colletotrichum destructivum, 2949 nucleotides. RefSeq names its product Putative magnesium transporter NIPA. NCBI's taxonomy places the organism in Eukaryota, Fungi, Ascomycota, Sordariomycetes, Glomerellales, Glomerellaceae. The transcript is spliced from 2 exons. The coding region runs from base 999 to 2753 and encodes 584 amino acids. Gene Ontology annotation, biological process: magnesium ion transport. Gene Ontology annotation, cellular component: membrane. Gene Ontology annotation, molecular function: magnesium ion transmembrane transporter activity. The record is from RefSeq and is a predicted model, not a curated record.